Messenger RNA from Drosophila serrata, 1802 nucleotides. It is a transcript of the gene Amt, whose product is annotated as Ammonium transporter. The record is from RefSeq and is a predicted model, not a curated record. Gene Ontology annotation, biological process: ammonium transmembrane transport; ammonium homeostasis. Gene Ontology annotation, molecular function: ammonium channel activity. Gene Ontology annotation, cellular component: plasma membrane. NCBI's taxonomy places the organism in Eukaryota, Metazoa, Arthropoda, Insecta, Diptera, Drosophilidae.
GCUCCUACCAAUUGGACUCCGAUUUUGACAGUCAGCAGACGGCUGAGAGAGUCAACAGACAUGAACAACGCCACAGGCGCACUGGCAGCGGCAAAAGGAGUCGCGAAAAAUCACAGCACCUAUGUAAUACCAGGCAUGUACGACCUCUCUGUUGAGGACACCAACUGGGUGCUUACCUCCUCCUUCAUCAUUUUCACCAUGCAAACGGGCUUCGGAAUGCUGGAGUCCGGCUGUGUAAGCAUUAAGAACGAGGUGAACAUUAUGAUGAAGAAUGUGAUCGAUAUUGUGCUGGGUGGCUUCACUUACUGGCUGUUCGGGUAUGGAAUGAGCUUUGGCCGAGGCCCACUCUCCAAUCCCUUCAUUGCUAUCGGGGACUUUCUGUUGGAUCCACCGGUAGGCGAUGCUCUGAUGGGACAGAUCUUUGCAGCAUUCCUGUUCCAGCUGUCUUUCGCCACCACGGCCACAACUAUCGUUAGCGGCGCCAUGGCAGAACGUUGCAACUUUAAAGCUUACUGUCUAUUUUCGUUCCUAAACACCGCUGUCUACUGCAUACCCGCGGGGUGGGUGUGGGGGGAGCACGGGUUCCUUAACAAGCUAGGCGCCGUGGACAUUGCGGGCAGCGGACCGGUUCACUUAAUUGGAGGUGCCUCCGCUUUCGCCUCGGCCGCCAUGCUGGGACCUCGCUUGGGCCGCUAUUCAGAGGGCUACGACCCCCUGCCAUUGGGCAAUCCCGUCAACGCCUGCAUGGGUCUCUUCGUCCUUUGGUGGGGCUGGUUGGCCUUCAACUCGGGCAGCACCUACGGUGUGAGUGGGUCCAAGUGGCAGUAUGCGGCUAGGGCGGCCGUAAUGACCAUGAUGGGAUCCUUUGGCGGCGGAUUUAUAAGCUCAAUCUACUCCUUUUGGCGCCAUGGAGGCGGCAUGGACAUCAUGGACCUUAUUAAUGGUGUACUUGGAUCUCUGGUGUCAAUCACAGCUGGCUGUUUCCUGUACCGCGCCUGGGAGGCGCUAGUGAUCGGAGCCAUCGGCUCACUAUUCUGCGUCCUGGCCAUGCCACUGUUCGACCGUAUGGGUGUGGACGAUCCAGUAGGUGCCAGUGCCGUGCACGGAGUGUGCGGAAUCUGGGGUGUCAUUGCCGUGGGUCUGUUCGCCGAUAAUCCCAUUCCCCUGGACACGACAAACGGUCGCAGCGGGUUGUUCAAGGGCGGAGGCUGGUACCUUCUAGGGAUUCAGACGCUUUCGGCCUUAUGCUUGGUCUGCUGGGGCAUCUGCUCCACUUUCUUGCUGCUCUUCGUGAUCAACAAGAUAAUACCCAUACGCAUGGAUCCGCACGAGGAGCUGCUGGGCGCCGAUCUCACCGAGCACCGAAUCCGGCACUCGCAAAUAGGCUUGUCGCGGGCCAUCUCCGCAUUGGCACCCAUUAAGGUGGAUCUAAAGGAGAUCGCCGGCAUCCAGCCCAUUGGUAUUAAUCCUGGUCACGAGCGCAGUAUUGAACAGUUACGGGCAGCGGAAGACAAGCUGCAGCAAUGGCAAUCGUAUCUCGACCAGGUGAGUGCUCCCAAGUCCAACCAUCUUAAGUCAGAUGCCGGUCGAGAUCAUUUCAAGCCCAGGACGGCGGGCAACGUCUUUAACCGACGACUUCCUGUCCGAGACAAUUUCAGCGGUGGCCUGUAUAGGCCCAACAAUAGUGACUUGCCCGUCAUCGGUGGUCCAUCCUCAAAGCAGGAAAAGGACCCUAAUUUUGCUUGGGUGGAUUAGAAAUUACGCUUACAAUUUAUAAUUCAACUAGAGUUUUAUGAAUUUUU